Messenger RNA from Xiphophorus maculatus (southern platyfish), 1074 nucleotides. It is a transcript of the gene tstd3, whose product is annotated as thiosulfate sulfurtransferase (rhodanese)-like domain containing 3. Lineage: Eukaryota; Metazoa; Chordata; Actinopteri; Cyprinodontiformes; Poeciliidae. Bases 47 to 559 code for a protein of 170 amino acids. The transcript has 4 exons. The record is from RefSeq and is a predicted model, not a curated record. Gene Ontology annotation, molecular function: thiosulfate-cyanide sulfurtransferase activity. Gene Ontology annotation, cellular component: mitochondrion.
UUACUUUUGUGUGGUAACGUGGUUUUCUGUUCACACACUGGGUAUUAUGGCGCUUAGGAGAUGCUGGAGGUUGACCGGUGUUCUCUCCAGACUCCCCGUUCCUCAUGGGUCUUCUUCACCUGUGGGACGGGUAGCUGUGUCCUGCUUUGUCGACACUUACCGAGGCUGCAAAAAAACAGAGUUCCAGCUCCGCAAAUUUAGCUCUGAAGGACGGAACACAGAUGUGAGUUAUGCGCAGCUCAAGCAGCUCCUGGCUGACGGCAAAACUGUAGUUGUGGAUGUCCGGGAACCCUGGGAGCUCCGGGAGUACGGCUUCAUCCCCGGAUCUGUCAACGUCCCACUGGGACAGGUGAACACUGCCCUCCAGCUCGCUCCGGAGGAGUUUAAAGAUAAAUACGACGGCGAAAUGCCCAGGCAGACGGAUAACAUUGUGUUCGUGUGUCUGGCCGGGGUCAGAAGCAAGACUGCCCUCAACGCAGCCGCUUCGCUGGGAUUUACAGAUGUUCAGCAUUAUCCCGGUGGAUGGCAAGACUGGGCGGAACAGGAACAGCUGAAGUGAUCCACACAUUUUGGAAAGAAGAAGUUACGAUGAGUGCGAUCACAGCCGAGACAAGCUGGCGACCUAGUUCCUCCGCUUUCUGUCACCUCGGUAUUGGUCCUGUAAGUCCCCGGAGCUCCGCUGUAGGGAUUAAAACCCAAUUCCUCCAAACUUCAGUCUGAGUUCUUCAAGUUGACCAAGCAGGUGGCGUUUUGUUUACUGCUAUGCAAUAAUAUGACAAAAGGGCUUUGUGAGUGAAUUGCGCUGGAAUUCCAUUUUUCGGUGUCAGUGUUAAUCGGGCUGAAUAGAAAAGCAUGCCACACUUUUCAGAUUUUUAUUUGUAAAAGAAAAAGAAGACAUUAAUAAACUGAUAUUUUAUUCUCCCUCUAGUUAUGCGGGUUUCACCUCGUAUUGGAGAGUCACAUACUAAAGAAUGAAAUUAAUAUUUCAACUUAACUUGAAAAUGUGUGUGUGUGUGUGUGUCGUAGCUUAAAUUUUACCCAACUGUGAAUCCAAAGAGUAAAAACCAUAGGGCU